Messenger RNA from Neoarius graeffei (lesser salmon catfish), 1862 nucleotides. RefSeq names its product ferrochelatase (gene fech). The coding region runs from base 159 to 1373 and encodes 404 amino acids. The transcript has 11 exons. Gene Ontology annotation, molecular function: protoporphyrin ferrochelatase activity. Gene Ontology annotation, biological process: heme biosynthetic process. The record is from RefSeq and is a predicted model, not a curated record. NCBI's taxonomy places the organism in Eukaryota, Metazoa, Chordata, Actinopteri, Siluriformes, Ariidae.
GCGGUGAUGAGCAGGCGGAAGUGGAGCUGCGCGGUGCUCUUUGUGUCUCUCCGACAUUGCGGGCUGUUAUUAACAUUACUGAGCGGUUAUUAUUGUUCUGUGCAGUGAAGGAGGCGCUCGGGGCUCCUCAGGAGGUGGACACGGACCUGCUCGGAGGAAUGUGGCGGUUUGUUUGGUUCUCUCGGGGCAGCAGCCAUGUCCGUUGGUGUGUCAGUGGGUCUCUCAGAAGUCAGUCUACUGCAAGUGCUGCUGCUGCUUUGGCCACUCCAUCCAGUCCAAAAGCACAGGACAAGAGAAAACCCAAGACCGGUAUCCUCAUGCUGAACAUGGGCGGGCCAGAGAGACUUGAAGAUGUUCAUGACUUCCUGUUACGACUUUUCCUGGACAAAGAUCUGAUGCAGCUUCCUGUUCAGAAUAAACUCGGAGCGUUCAUAGCCAAACGGCGCACGCCGAAGAUCCAGGAGCAGUACAGCAAAAUCGGAGGAGGAUCUCCUAUUAAAGCCUGGACCACCAUGCAGGGAGAGGGGAUGGUCAAACUCCUGGACGAGAUGAGCCCCGAAACGGCUCCUCACAAGUUUUAUAUCGGCUUCCGAUACGUGCGCCCGCUGACAGAGGAGGCCAUCGAGGAGAUGGAGACAGACGGAGUGGAGAGAGCUGUGGCUUUUACUCAGUAUCCCCAGUACAGCUGCUCCACAACAGGUAGCAGCUUGAAUGCUAUCUACAGGUACUACAGCAGCAGUGGACUGAGGCCUAAAAUGCGCUGGAGUGUGAUUGACAGGUGGCCGACACACCCUCUGCUCGUUGAGUGUUUUGCUCAGCAUGUGCGUAAGGAGCUGGAGAAGUUUCCUCCUGAAAAGAGAGACGACGUGGUCAUUCUGUUCUCCGCCCACUCGCUCCCCAUGUCUGUGGUGAACAGAGGAGACCCGUACCCUCAGGAGGUGGGAGCGACAGUGCAGAGGGUGAUGGAGAGGUUGGCGUACUGUAACCCGUAUCGUCUUGUCUGGCAGUCGAAGGUGGGCCCGAUGCCGUGGCUUGGUCCACAGACAGAUGAGGUGAUAAAGGGUUUGUGUAAAAGAGGGAAGAAGAACCUGCUGUUGGUUCCAAUCGCCUUCACCAGCGACCACAUCGAGACUCUACAUGAGCUUGACAUCGAGUACUCGCAGAUCCUCGCAGAAGAGUGUGGGGUCGAAAACAUCAGAAGAGCAGAGUCUCUCAAUGGAAACCCGCUGUUUUUUAAGGCAUUAGCGGAUUUAGUUCAGAUGCACCUGAAGUCCAACGAGCCGUGCUCUCGCCAGCUCACCCUGCGAUGCCCUCUGUGCGUGAACCCGACCUGCGGGAAAACCAAGGCCUUCUUCUCCAGCCAAAAACUCUGAUCUUUUCACUUCUUGCCUCUGACCCUUCGUGCCUGGGAGGAGUUUCCUCACCUGCAACAUCUCAGCUGUACCGGAUCGCGAGAAACAGAACCUCGCAGAACCCCAAGCUCCAAAAGUUCCUGAAUUACACAUUGUAAUGAUAAAUCUCAGAACGGCACUUUAACUUUUAAACAAACAAAAAAAAUCAUUGGGUGUAAAAGAUUUUCUUUUCAUCUCCCUGUAUAUAAAAGUAUUGGCACCCUUGGCUUCAUUCCGCCGGGUUUUAUUCUAUCCACAUUCACUGGAUACGAGCAAUCGCACGCUCUGAUUGGCUACUCUACUAUUAGGAUAUCAGCUCAUAUACCGUGAGUAGAGAAAAACAAAAUGGCGGAGCGUGUUGCUGAACCAACCGAGGACGAAAUAAAAACUCAACUUGAAAACAAAACCCCAAAAAUACAAAAAAUCAACAAAAUAUGGAAUGAAAGUAUUUGAUACUGAGCGUUUUUUUUC